AUGAAUCAAUUACUUGAGAGUGAUAGUAACGCACUUAAAAAGCCACUUGUUGCACUUUGGGAAUCAAAAAUUCUCAGCCAAGUUUCAGAACCUUCUGAAGCAAUGCACUUAGAAAAUUCAUUAUGGCAGAUGAUGGUGAUUCUUCCAAAAUAUCACACACUUAUUAGUGGAAAUUCUCUUGAAAGAGCCGCAGAAACAGCAUAUUUGAUAGACUCGUUUGGAUUAGAUUUGCGCAUACCGAAACUUAUGAAAUAUUUGAUACAAAAUGAAAUUGAAAUUGGAAUUUCUAGAGAGAAUAGCCCUAUCUUGAAAUUCGGAGGUCUCUUUCCUGAUCCAAACAUUGAAGAAAAAAGCCUUAAGCUUCAUGAGCAUCCUCAUGAAAGCGGACUGUGAUCUGUUUUCAGUGCAGUUAUGUUGAUUUCAAGCGGAAACAAUGAUUUUUAG
This is a messenger RNA of Blepharisma stoltei, 444 nucleotides long. The record is from the annotation of a GenBank genome assembly. NCBI's taxonomy places the organism in Eukaryota, Ciliophora, Heterotrichea, Heterotrichida, Blepharismidae.